Molecule: messenger RNA, 2257 nt
Organism: Chrysochloris asiatica (Cape golden mole)
Lineage: Eukaryota; Metazoa; Chordata; Mammalia; Afrosoricida; Chrysochloridae
Gene: ELF4
Product: E74-like factor 4 (ets domain transcription factor)
Exons: 9
Coding region: 226-2205 (659 amino acids)
Biological process (GO): cell differentiation; regulation of transcription by RNA polymerase II
Cellular component (GO): nucleus
Molecular function (GO): sequence-specific DNA binding; DNA-binding transcription factor activity, RNA polymerase II-specific
Source: RefSeq, a predicted model, not a curated record
CUGGCUCGUCCGGACCAGCGCCGGCGCCGAGGUCGCUCCUACGGUUGGUCUAGUCCAGUAUGCAGCCCUGAGCCUGCCUUAGUCCACACCGAGUCCAGCUCUCUGUGGCUGUUUGAGUGUGGCUCCGGCUGUGCCCUAGCUGCUUCAUUUUGUCACUUCAUCAAGAAAAUUCUGCAGCUCCGGAGGGUCCUGCAAAUCCCGCUUCCAGCUUUCUGAGAAGGCAGCAUGGCUAUCACCCUGCAGCCCAGUGACCUGAUCUUUGAGUUUGCAAGCAACGGGAUGGAUGACAUCCACCAGCUAGAAGACCCCUCAGUGUUCCCAGCUGUGAUUGUGGAGCAGGUACCCUAUCCCGAAUUACUGCACCUGUAUUCAGGCCUGGAACUGGACGACGGUCACAACGGUAUUCUAACGGAUGGGACCGUAUGCAUGACGGAAAAUCCGAUCCUGGAGGGCAGGUUUUUGUUGACAGAUGACAAUGAGGCAACCUCGCCCACCAUGUCAACCACUGAAGUCUUGCUCAAUGUGGAAUCUCCCAACGACAUCCUGGAUGAGAAGCAGAUCUUCAGCACCUCUGAAAUUCUUGCUGACUCAGACGCUGCUCCAGCCGUCUCUCUGCCCAACUACCUGUUUCCUACCUCUGAGCCUGAGGCCCUGAACAGGGCAGGUGGCACAGGUGACCAGGAGGGGCAAUCUCUGGAGGAGAAGAGCCUCCAAGAGGAGAAUGCUAGAAAGACGGGCAAAUCAAAGAAGAGAAUCCGGAAAACCAAGGGCAACCGAAGUACCUCACCUGUCACUGACCCCAGUGUGCCCAUAAGGAAAAAAUCCAAGGACGGCAAAGGCAGCACCAUCUAUCUGUGGGAGUUCCUGCUGGCGCUUCUGCAGGACAGAAACACCUGCCCCAAGUACAUCAAGUGGACCCAGCGAGAGAAGGGCAUCUUCAAGCUGGUGGACUCCAAAGCCGUGUCCAAGCUGUGGGGGAAGCAGAAAAACAAGCCUGACAUGAACUACGAGACGAUGGGGCGCGCCCUAAGAUAUUACUACCAAAGAGGCAUCCUGGCCAAAGUGGAAGGGCAGAGGCUGGUGUACCAGUUUAAGGAGAUGCCCAAGGAUUUGGUGGUGAUUGAAGAUGAGGAGGAGAGACGUGAGGCCACAGCCGAGUCCCCUCAGGCCUCCACUUCUUCCACCACUACCCCCCGCCGAGCCAGCUCCAGGGUCUCAUCCAGAGCUGCCACCCAGGGCAAGGGUGGCCCUUCCUGGGAGAAGCCAAAGAUUCCACACGUCGGGCUACAGCCCUCGGCGAGUCUGGAAUUGGGGCUGUCUCUGGAUGAGGAGAUUCCUACUACCUCCACUGUGCUUGUCUCUCCACCAGAGGGCCAGGCCAAACUCACCCAGGCCGUGAGCACUUCUUCAGUGUCGGGCAACAUCCAUCUAGGAGUGGCCCCUGUCGGGUCGGGCUCCGCCUUGACCCUGCAGACAAUCCCUCUGACCACGGUGCUGACCAACGGGCCUCCCGCCAGUACUACUGCUUCAACCCAGCUGGUUCUCCAGAAUGUUCCACCUGCUUCAACCUUCAAGGACACCUUCACUUUGCAGGCCUCCUUCCCUGUGAACACCAGUUUCCCAGAGAGCCAGGUGGUGGCACCAGGGCCUCCACUGAUUCUUGGUGGCCUCCCCCAACUUCUAGCUGGGGCCAACCACCCAACCAACCCAGCGCCACUCCCAGUAACGGCUGCUGGACCAGCAGGGCCCAGCUCUCAGCCCCCUGGGACUGUCAUUGCUGCCUUCAUCAGGACUUCCGGCACCACAACAGCUCCCGGGGUCAAGGAGGGGCCACUCAGGCCCUCCUCGUAUGUGCACAGCAUGGUGACUGGGGCCCCCAUGGGGGGGCUGCUGGUUCCAGAAGAGACCCUGAGGGAGCUCCUGAGAGAUCAGGCUCACCUUCAGCCACUCCCAACCCAGCUGGUUUCAAGGGGUUCCCAGAAUCAGAGCCUUAUGGGAAACCAGACUUUCUCUCCACCCAGCCGCCCCACUGUUGGGCUGACCCCAGUGGCUGAACUUGAGCUCUCCUCAGGCUCAGGGUCCCUGUAUAUGGCUGAGCCUAGUGUGACCACCUCUGGGAGCCUGCUGGCCAGACCCCCAACUCCAGCCCCCUUCUCUCCAUUCAACCCAACAUCCCUCAUUAAGAUGGAGCCCCAUGACAUAUAAGGCAAGGUAGAAGGGGAAGUGUAGCCCACUAGGCCAAGUUGAGUGGCAUUUU